Messenger RNA from Anarrhichthys ocellatus (wolf-eel), 805 nucleotides. Its product is annotated as phospholipase A2-like. NCBI's taxonomy places the organism in Eukaryota, Metazoa, Chordata, Actinopteri, Perciformes, Anarhichadidae. Gene Ontology annotation, molecular function: calcium ion binding; phospholipid binding. Gene Ontology annotation, biological process: lipid catabolic process; arachidonate secretion; phospholipid metabolic process. The transcript has 4 exons. The coding region runs from base 22 to 471 and encodes 149 amino acids. The record is from RefSeq and is a predicted model, not a curated record.
UUAACCCUCUGGACUUCCGGGAUGAAUACCCUCCGGGCUCUGCUUCUCUUGGCUGCGAGCCUCUCUGUUGCCUACUCGUUGGAAUACAAGGCUCUGAACCAGUUCAGAAAGAUGAUCCUGUGCCUGAUGCCCGACAGCUGGCCAGCCCUCGACUACGCCGACUACGGCUGCUACUGCGGAAUGGGAGGCUCCGGUACACCCGUGGAUGAUCUGGAUAGGUGCUGCCAAGUGCAUGACCUUUGCUACAAUGCCGCCAUGCAGCACCCCGAGUGCUGGCCCAUCCUCGACAAUCCUUACACCGAGUUCUACGACUACAGCUGUGACGAGACAAACAGGAAGGUCACCUGUGGCAACGACAACAACGUGUGUGAGAUGUUCAUCUGCGAGUGCGACAGGAAGGCCGCCGAGUGUUUUAGCAUAUCCCCUUGGAACCCCGAGCACGAGCACCUGCCCAGCGACCGCUGUCAGUAAAGACAGCUGAGAUAGUGACGGAUCAUUUUUUUUAAUUUGUUGAGGAUUUUUGGCUUAUUAGGUAUAUCAACAUGCACCUUAUACAUUCACACAUGCACAUUAAUGGGACACUGUUGCCUCCAUGUGCUGAAAUACCUCACACGGCACCACAGUCUUCUUAUGUCUUUCCUAGUUUGCAGGAUGAAAACGGCAGCACAGACUUUUAUGUUUUGUCCGUGUUAGAUGUCCUGGUAUGCUUUCUAGAAAAGUUUCAUGUAUUGCAUGUAAUUUUUGCACUUUAAAAAUAAAUAAUUGGCUUAGGAAUAAUAAAUUAAAAAACCCUUGAUAUUUUGGA